UUUUCACAAGCCCUCCUUCGUCUCCCUCCUUUUGAGAGCCUCCAUCGAACACACCGUUUUCUCCUCCGUCCCCUCCCCUAACCAUCUCCGACCCGAUGGCCGUGCCCCGCAACGCCGCCGCUGCCGACCGCCGCGCCGCGGAGGAAAGCAAGACGACGGCCGAAGCCUCUUCCUCCUCUGCCACCUCCCCCCGAAAGCGCACCAAGUCGCCUGGCGUUCGAGUCAUCGGUGGCCGAAUCUACGAUUCCGAGAACGGCAAGACUUGUCAUCAGUGUCGGCAGAAGACGAUGGAUUUCGCGGCGUCGUGCAAGCAGCUAAGGGGGGACAAGCCUUGCCCUAUCAAGUUCUGCCACAAGUGCCUCCUCAACAGAUACGGGGAGAACGCGGAAGAGGCUGCUGUGCUGGAGAAUUGGAGUUGCCCCAAAUGCCGUGGCGUUUGCAACUGUAGCUUCUGCAUGAAGAAGAAGGGCCAGCAACCAACGGGAAUUCUCAUCCAUGCCGCCAAGGCAACUGGGUUCUCUUCGGUGCAUGAAUUGCUGGAUAACAAGGGAUCUGAUGUGUUAAGUGCUGCAAAUGGGCUGAGAAGUUUGAGCGCAUGCGUACCUCCUACCUGUACAAAGGUGACUCCCAAAAGAAGUCGAGAUAAGGAAAAAGACCAUGAUGAGCAGAAGGAUGUACGGUGUUCUAGCAUUGAUGACGAGAAAGAUGAAGUACCUGCACAAAAGCAAAAGAAAAGAAGACUGAAGAAGCUGAGAAGUUUGAAUGAGAGUGAUGGUGGGAAUGUUAUUGAGCUCUGCAAUGGAAAUGCAAGACUGAAGAAUGCAAAAGCACGAACAAAGGGUGCAAAGAAAGUAUCUGCAAUAUCCAGCAAAAUAGGGAUGCAGCUAAACAAUGAUGAGCAUGUCCCUAAUAAUUGUGGUGAUAAUGAACAUGAGGAUUUGCAACAUGUGGUAAUGCUUUUUAAGCAAUUACAUGAUGACAUGAAUAAUUGUAUUAACAAAGAUGAGAUCAAAGUAUCUGACAAAGGAAAAAAGAACAAUGUCCACAAUAAAACACUGUGCAAAGGACAAAGGUUCCAGAAACAUGGUAUUAAAAACUCAAAUAGUGAUGAAGCAGAAGUCUUAGUUGACAUGCCAAACAAGAAUGUCAAAGCCAAACUGCCACCAAAAAAGCACAAGUCCAGGAAACCUGGUGCCAAAGUCCCCUUUGAACAUGAUAACAUAUCAAUAGUUGUUCCUCAGGGCUUACCAUUAAUAAAGGUUUCAGGGUAUGACUGGGCAGCUGAGGAUGUUGGAGCAGCUUUGCAGUUUCUGGAAUUUUGCAAUGCAUUUUCAGAGGUCCUUGAUAUAAAGAAAGGAGAACCCGAAUGUGUUCUCAGAGAAUUAGCAAGAGGGCGUGUUGGUCGUCGAGGAGUGUAUUCUUCGAUCCUUCAGUUCCAUAUCAAAUUACUGUCAUUUAUUCAAAAGGACUUGGGUGACGGGUCUAUCUCAUACUCAACUAGUGGAGAAAAAUGGUUGCAGUCUCUUGUUGACUGCCUAAAUGAAUCUGACUGUGCCUUAGAGAUUCCUUCAAAGUGCUUGAACAAAGGUCCUCUGACACAUAAUAGUUUGGAUCUAUCAGAGAAGCUCAGAUUGCUGAAUCUUCUUUGUGAUAGGACUCUUGGAACUGAAGAAGUGAGGAACUGGAUUGAUGAAGAAAAUAAAAAGUACAUUGAAAGAAACAAGGAGUUGAAAGAAACAAUCAUUGCUGCUAAAAGAAAGGGAAAGGAUCUAAAGAAAAAGCUUAAGGAUGAUGUGGCAAAAGCUAUGCUUUUUUUGAGAGAAGGACCACCUCUCUCUGUUGCUGAACAUGAGAAUCUUGUCUCACAAAUAAGUGCUGAAACAGAGAAAGCUCAUGCAGAGAUGCUAGAGAUAAUGGAGCUAUUGCCAAAGAAUUCAGAUAACAUGAGAUGUGAUGCUGUUCGAACUCAACCUGUAUUUUUGGAAGGAAAAGGAUAUGUGUAUUGGAAACUUGCGGGCUGUUGCAAUAAUCCAAAAAUCAUCCUUCAAGAUAUUGGGAGCUGGGACUCUGUGAUACUUGAGGAUAAGUGGUUUGCAUAUGAUGAAAAGGAAGAAAAAGCAGUUGAUAGACAUAUAUCAUCUGUCCGGAACCUGAGCCGAAGAAUUCAUGGGAGGUUUGUGAAACAAGAAUCCCACUUUGGACAUGGUGUCGGCUGUGACUCCGGUGAGGAAUUAACAUCUUCAAAUUGCUCUGCUUAAGAUGAGCCUCGAAUUGGGAACUCAGCAAGGAGCAAGAGAUGCAGCAAGUUUUGGAUUUUUUUUACUGUUGGAUAAUUGCUUCGAGUGACCUGUUGCAAUACGAGCAGAAACGGGGUCCUGUAGAGGCUGGUCAAUCUGAUAUCUGGAUCUCAGUCAGUGCCCUAAGAGGCUGUAGUGACUGAUAGAUGGUCUUCUCAUUAUGACCAUCUCAAAGUUAUCGCCGCUGAUGAUAAUUGCUG
This is a messenger RNA of Musa acuminata subsp. malaccensis (wild Malaysian banana), 2497 nucleotides long. RefSeq lists its product as uncharacterized. Gene Ontology annotation, cellular component: nucleus. The record is from RefSeq and is a predicted model, not a curated record. Gene Ontology annotation, biological process: regulation of DNA-templated transcription. NCBI's taxonomy places the organism in Eukaryota, Viridiplantae, Streptophyta, Magnoliopsida, Zingiberales, Musaceae.